Messenger RNA from Schizosaccharomyces octosporus yFS286, 1556 nucleotides. RefSeq lists its product as uncharacterized. NCBI's taxonomy places the organism in Eukaryota, Fungi, Ascomycota, Schizosaccharomycetes, Schizosaccharomycetales, Schizosaccharomycetaceae. The coding region runs from base 354 to 1160 and encodes 268 amino acids. The record is from RefSeq and is a predicted model, not a curated record. The transcript has a single exon.
CAAAAAUUUUAUUAAAUCUUAGCUAUAGAUCUUGCAAAUAAUUUCUAUUCCAUUUAUUUAUCUAUUUGUUUAUUAAGGUAAAGAAAUUCAACUCUUUAAAGUUUAAAGCCAGCUCACAAACGGAUAUGGGCCCUUCAUAGCCCGGCAGAAUAUUCUUCCUUUUGCCAACACGAAAACUCAUAAAUAAUUGUUUUCCUUCAAUUGCUAUUGAAGACCAUUUUAAAAAUAGCAUUCAUUUAAAGCUUCCCCUAUCUUAUUGUUUGUUGAAGGACGACUCCUACAGCUUAGUAACAACGUAUUAUUGUUCAACUGCUUUUUUGAGGAAUUCGAGGAAUUUGAGAAAUUAAUUGAAAAUGUCGAUGCAAAUUGUCCGUGAAAAUCAAGGAAACUCUAGUAUUUUGCAACCAUUUGCCAAUCCAUUAUGGGCUCCUACUCCCGUGCACAGCAGUAAAAAUAGCAACCGACGUACUCUUAAAAUGUGCAUUCUUUUACCCGACAAUGGUUACGAUGUGACUCAAGUCUGCGAAUCUUGGCAAUAUUUUUUGAAACAAGGUUUCAUCGUUCAUUUCGCAACUUUAACAGGAAACGUUGCUCAGGCUGACCUAACACAAUUGAGCGGCUUCAAGUCUUGGUUCAUAGGUGCUACCGCAGAGACUUGCAAACUUUAUGAUAGAAUGUCCACCAUUUCAGAAUUUUUGAAACCUCUAAGCUUAUCCUCUGAUUCUUUUACUCUUAACACUUAUGAUUUAGUUCUUAUUCCAGGUGGCAAGGAUCCUGCUGUUUUGGAUUUUGUUCAUUCUUCUCGUUUGUCCGCCUUGCUUGCCGAUUAUAUCCCUUUAUGCUCUCGUGCUAGUGGCAACCAUGCUUUGGGAGCCAUCGCGCAAGGCGCAAUUGCCAUCCAUCGUGCUGUUCCAAAUCUUCAAAUAAAAUCAACGACAACACCUCUUUAUAUGGAAAGAACGUCAUAUUUGUUUGGUGCUGCUAACCCACCCGCGUAUGCCUCUAUGCUUAUCCCAGCGGACAAGUACGAAGCUGGUCCUAGUGCUUCCCAUUGGGUUUAUUCCGAUGAAAAGUACUUCUACGCUUCUGGUCGUCAUUCGGGCGACGUUGAACUACUUUGCAAAGCUCUUCGCAAUCUUGUCAUGAGUGCACUCCAUUGAUAGAUAUGUAGUUUGCUUUUCUUAGUUAUUUUUUAGAUAUCUUUCUUUUUUUAUUGCGUGCUAUAUGUUGCUGAAUAUUAAGAAUCUUCUUAUAUUCACAGUUCCUGUUUGUUUGUCAUUUUGAUUGUUUUGUUUUUCUUUAUUAAUUUGACUGAUUCUAUUGUCGUGUUAAUUUUGAUUGCUUGUUUAUAUACUGUACUAAUGUUCUUUGGUUGCUCGUUUUCUUAAAUCUUUGGUAUACAUAGAGUUUACCGCUUUGAACAGUCAUACUAAUUUAUGGUACACGCAAUUGUUGUGUUGUUUAUGUCAAAGUUAUAACUAAUAAAUACUAUUUUUUAAAUGCUAAUUAUCUUUCUUACUAGCCUAGAAAUACCAACCGAUAAAAUACCAUUAAUA